This is a messenger RNA of Anoplopoma fimbria (sablefish), 1845 nucleotides long. RefSeq names its product B-cell linker protein. NCBI's taxonomy places the organism in Eukaryota, Metazoa, Chordata, Actinopteri, Perciformes, Anoplopomatidae. The coding region runs from base 62 to 1234 and encodes 390 amino acids. The record is from RefSeq and is a predicted model, not a curated record. The transcript is spliced from 19 exons. Gene Ontology annotation, biological process: intracellular signal transduction; cell surface receptor protein tyrosine kinase signaling pathway.
ACCUGCAACCGACACAAAGACAUUUCCUUGUGACUUGAGCUGCGAGACUGGACCCCAAAUCAUGAGUAUGAGCUUCUUUGGGAAACUUAAGAACCUACACAAUGGACCUCCAGCUCCAGCCAGGGGGACAGAUGACAAUGCAGGGUUUGAGUGGCCACAGGAGGACUUUGAUGAUGACGAUGAUGACGGUGACACGUAUGAAGUGCCUCCCUGUGAGCGCCACACUGCGAAAGUCCCACGGCGACCAGUGGAGGAGAACGUCUAUCUGGAGAGGCAGCCCAAACCCACACCUCCACACAGGCAGGCGGCUCUCCCACCCAGACCAGCCAAAUCCUCGAAACAACGUGCUGAAGAUUUCUCCUUUGAUACCAAAACCAAGAAAGCACCUGAGAUAGACAGAACUGAGAAACCCGGGAGAAAGAUGAUGCCUCCCCCGAUGGUCCGCUCUGCUCCUCUUCCAGAUCCUGCGUCCAACACAGAGGAAGAUGUAUAUCUGGAUCCAAAUGAAGAACAGGAAGACGACGAUGACCUGUAUUUAGAACCUUCAGCUGCUUGCCCUCCGGCCACUCGUGCGCCGAUGAGGAUGCCUCCGUCUCCGUCUCCCAGUGCUGGACUUGUACCUUCUGCCACACCCAUGAUGAAGCCUCCGGUUCCAAGAGCUCAGUCUAGUUCAGUCUUGUCUUCCUUGAACGAGUCAAAUACGGCUCCUUCAGUCGAAGUGAGACGCGCCACGCUUCCCAAACUCCCCCCACCGACUCCCGGCAUGAAGCCCCCUCUGCCGGCCAACCUGAAGGAAGCCAAACAAAGCCUUCUGAAUCCUCCUGUUGCAGACACUAAACCGGCUGCCUCCUCUGGUGGUAUGAAGGCGACCAAACCAUACAGGAACGAGGACAAAGAGUGGUUUGCUGAGGAUUGCAACAGGAAGACGGCCGAGGAUCACUUGCUGAGGGUCAACAAGGAUGGAGCCUUUCUCAUACGACACAGUUCAGCCCAGAGUGGACGCCAGCCGUACACUCUCGCCGUGCUCUACCAGCAGAAGGUCUACAACAUUCCCAUCCGCUUCCUGGAGGAGACUCGAGGUUACGCCCUUGGUAAAGAGGGCAAGAAGAACGAAGAGAUUUUCGGCGCCCUGGACGAGAUGAUUUCUCACUACAACAAUAACCAGCUGCUUCUGAUAGACAGCAUGAGUCAGGCCAAGCGCACGACUUAUUUAACGUAUCCUGCUCGCCCUUAAAACUAACAUGUACUUAUUUGAGUUAUAUGAGGAUUAUAUUCUAGUUUUCUGCAGGUCUACCGUGUGUCACAAAACUGUAAAUACAACUCUAACUGUUAUGACGUCUGCUAGAGUGCUGUUUUCUUCAUGUUUUUUAUGAAUUGAAAUAGACAAUGCAAACUUUUAAUGCAUCGAAACUGAGAUUAAAUGUCAGUUAAUGUUAAAGCUCAGAGAUGAUCCUGUUUUCUAGUCAUUUUAAAGCGACUGCAAAUGGUUGCAAAACUGUUUCUGUAUGUUUCCUACCAAUCGGAUACAGAAGUGAUGAUGUUGCUGUCAGAUCACUGAAUUUAACUCGCUGCUAAACACUCAAAACAUAUAAUUCAGCAGUUAAAAUGCUCCAGCAUCCCUUUGUGCCUCCUGCUCAUGUCCAUUACGACCAUGUCUGAUGAAAUGUUGAGAUAAAUGUCUCUUUGAUUUACAUUUUUGUUAUGCGUACAGAUUUGGUGUGUAUCUUUGCACAGGUUUAGUUUACCUUUAGUUUGAUUUUUAAUCCAGGUCUUCUGUAUGAAACGGGUGUCUUUUCAAUGUGAUAUUGUGCAAUACAAAGUAAAUCGUUUGUAUUUCAUUUAUUU